AUGCGACGGUUAAGGUUGCUCGCAGUAUCGCUGAUAGUCGUCGCCGUGUCGCUCACAUUCCUCCUGCAGGGCGUGUACGUGGAGAGGCUAUUCCGCUCCGACUCCCGCAACACAGUCCAACGCGUCUUUGACGUGGUGGCGUAUGGGGCGGUGGGGGAUGCAGUGACGGACGAUACACAUGCGCUGACCACGGCCAUGCAUGCGGCAUGCACGCAUGCAGUGGAGAAGGGAGUGGCGGCAACGGUGCUAGUGCCGUGGGGUGGCUGCUAUGCCGUGCAGCCCAUCACCAUGCAGGGCCCGUGUGGGCCUGGCAUGCGAUUGCAGAUCGAUGGGGUUCUGGUAGGUCCUUCGGACCCUGCAGCCUACCCUUUUCCCGAAUACACCAGCACCUACUUCCCCUACACCAGCGGCUUCCUCUCCUUUAAGAACUUCUUUGGCCUCGUGAUCUCGGGCGGAGGCAGAAUCGACGGGCAAGGGUGGGAGUUCUGGAAAGCAUUCAGGAACUACACCCUGCAGAAGACCAUUCCGAUCAGACCGUUUGCAAUCCGGCUGAUGCACUGCAAGAACACGAUGGUGGAAGGGAUCUCCAUCUGGAACUCUCCCAUGUAUCAUCUCUUUGCCUACACAUGCGAUGGGCUGCACAUACGGCGGUACAAGACCAACUCGCCCAGCAGGAGUCCCAACACGGACAGCCUCAAGCUCGUCGGCAUCAAGAACGCUCUCAUUGAAGAGUGCUUUCUGCAUGGAGGUGAUGACGAUGUGUCAGUUGUAGCAGUGGGGGAGCUGGUGGCGUAUAACAUCACUGUGAGGAACCUGGAAGCAACAGCAGGGCACGGAAUAAGCAUUGGGAGUGUUGGAUGGGAUGGCAAUGUGGGGUGUGUAUCAAAGGUGCGGGUGGUGAACGUGACGCUCAUCAACCUGACCAACGGCAUCCGCAUCAAGACAUGGCAAGGGGGUCUUGGGGUUGUCCAAAAUGUCAUGUACGAGAACAUCCACAUGAAGAACACCAGCAAGGCCAUCAUGCUGAAUCAGUUCUACUGUGACAGGCAUCAGAAUUGGACGUGUGGUGGCAGUGAGAACAACGUUGCUCUGCAUAACAUCUGGUACCGGAACAUUUCCGCACUCGUCCGCGAUAAGUUUGGUAUCUUCAUGCGCUGCAGUGAAACUGUGCCUUGCACUGGCAUUAACCUCCACCAGGUCAACAUCCAACCACAGGAUCCCAACCGACCGCUUACACCUGUUUUCGAGAAUGUGCUGGCCAGUGCCGCAAGUGAUGAUGUGUGGCCUGCACCAACAGGUUCGACUUUUGAUCAUUGGGGAAUGUCUUUCCCUACAGCACAGCAGGCGGCUCUCAUACAGAACGUGUCAUCCUAUUGUAACCAGUACGGAUGA
Closterium sp. Yama58-4 is the source of this 1392-nucleotide messenger RNA. The record is from the annotation of a GenBank genome assembly. NCBI's taxonomy places the organism in Eukaryota, Viridiplantae, Streptophyta, Zygnematophyceae, Desmidiales, Closteriaceae.